Molecule: messenger RNA, 1560 nt
Organism: Cheilinus undulatus (humphead wrasse)
Lineage: Eukaryota; Metazoa; Chordata; Actinopteri; Labriformes; Labridae
Gene: cfl1
Product: cofilin 1
Exons: 5
Coding region: 33-659 (208 amino acids)
Biological process (GO): actin filament severing; cell motility; actin filament fragmentation
Cellular component (GO): actin cytoskeleton; cytoplasm; actin cortical patch
Molecular function (GO): actin filament binding
Source: RefSeq, a predicted model, not a curated record
UAUCUGAGAGGGAAAUUACAGCGUUGGCCACCAUGACGGGGCCGCGCUUCUAUGCGCGUUCACGUGUGGUUUCCAGUGUGUUAGCGAGACCGACAAUUCAUCAUCACAGUCCAUUCAAUUUCUACUCAGACGCUGACCUAUUCAGAGCUACAGCAAUGGCCUCCGGUGUGAAAGUCACAGAUGAAGUUAUCGCCGUCUUCAACAACAUGAAGGUGCGCAAAGCUCAGGCGAAUGAAGAUGAGAAGAGGAAGAGGAAGAAGGCUAUUCUGUUCUGCUUAAGCAAGGACCUGAAAAACAUUGUACUGGAUGAUGGCAAAGAGAUCCUGCUGGGUGACUUGGGAACCACCGUCCAGGAUCCAUACCAGCACUUUGUGAAGAUGCUGCCCCCAGAUGACUGCCGCUACGCCCUGUAUGAUGCCACAUACGAGACCAAAGAAACAAAGAGGGAGGACUUGGUCUUUAUCUUUUGGGCUCCCGAUUCUGCUCCCCUGAAGAGCAAGAUGAUUUAUGCCAGUUCAAAAGAUGCUAUCAAGAGAAAAUUUGAAGGUAUCAAGCAUGAGUGGCAGGUGAACGGUUUUGAGGACCUCAAAGACCGGCACACCUUGGCAGAAAAGCUGGGUGGCUCGUCAAUAAUCAGCCUGGAAGGAUGCCCUAUAUAAAUACUGCUCCUCCUCCCUCUCUGGCUUCGAUCGAGGCCUUUCAGACACAUCUGUGGGGUUUAGCUGUUCAUUCCAGUGUGGUUUGGAAAGGGGCAAAAGCAGAACCAGUACCAUUUCUGGGACCCUUGGGGUGGGAUAAUGUGGGUGGGUUUGGGGUUAAUUGACAGAUAAAAAAUGAAAAAAAAAAAGAAAAGAAAUUCCACAAAAUGCAGACUGUCAUUCCAGUUCACGCAACAUAAAGAAAAUGAACAAAACACUUACUAAGAAAAAAGAAUUAAAGAUAAAAUUGAGGAAGGAUGAUGAAGAUCAACUUAAAAACAUAACUUUCAUGUUUAAGGACAGGGUUUUGUUCUCUUCGGGUUCCAUUUGAAUGAUUGCAGAGAAAGGGACAGGCAUCAAACUUUAGCUUCCAACCAUCAAAUUUGACAAAAGUAAUUGUUCCAACUACAUUUUUUUGCCAAACUUCUAGAUAAGUUUUGUAAGUGUGUGUAGUUGAAACUAGGUGUAGUAAGAACUAAUUCCCUAUUCAUUGCACAAAGUGUAUCAAACCUUCUCGGGGAACACGGUUAGAUACAUUUAUUUUAUUUUGAUUUUUUUGUUUUGUUAUUCCAUUGUUCUUUCUUUUUUUUCUUUUUUUUUGAACAUGCAAAUUCCAAAACUUGAGUGAUUCCUUUUUAUUUCCAGUUCUGGGUCAGAAACCAUUGCAUUCGAUGUAGUAACAGACAACAUUCCUUGUACUUGUUAAAACCAGGAUCCUCUUGAUUUAAAUUUUUGGUGUUAUGAUGGUCUAAUGGGGAGCGAUGUGUAUAUGAAAGACCAGCGGUCAGAGUUAGACUGAUUAUUGAAUGGUGGAUGUUUUGUAUCGUCUCCUUAUCUCUAAUAAAAAGCACUAAACUAAUAA